AUGUCUCCACCUAUCAGCAUCACCACCUCCAUCGUCCUGACAUUCUUUCUCCUCCUCUCGCCUUCCUUAGCCGGGCCACCUCCACAAUGCGGGGAGUGCUCAGGUCAAGCCAAACUCUUCUAUGCCAAUGAUUGUCCGGCUGGACGCGCUUACGAGAAAAAGUCAUGGCUCAAUGACAACCACUAUGGUGGAGGGUCCGGAUGCUCCAUUAUCACAAAGGGCAAUCCAAUGAGCAUCUUCAAAACGAACGCUGGAUUUCGGUGCAGCGUCCUGGUAUAUUCGGACGACAAAUGCACAGAUGAUUAUCAAAUCGACGCCAUCUCCAUCUCCAACACUGGAUGCAAAAAUAUUGUAUCAGGCGGAAGGAGCUGGCAAGUUCUCUGCACUGGGAGGCAGCCGCCGUACUGUUGA
Sphaerulina musiva SO2202 is the source of this 411-nucleotide messenger RNA. RefSeq lists its product as uncharacterized. The transcript has a single exon. Bases 1 to 411 code for a protein of 136 amino acids. The record is from RefSeq and is a predicted model, not a curated record. Lineage: Eukaryota; Fungi; Ascomycota; Dothideomycetes; Mycosphaerellales; Mycosphaerellaceae.